UUUUUUGUUGAUCCUUUCAGCAGUUACAUCAAACUGGUCGAUCAGCUUAUUUGACAUCCUACAGGCUAAAACGUUAAAGCGAAAUAUUUAGAAACGGCAAAAAAAGAAAAAUAUCUUCAAAAAUUUAUUUUUUAAUAGAUUGGACUUAUAACUAUUCUUAACUUGAAAGUAAAAAAAUUUUAGGAUUAACAACGAAAAUAGUGCGAAAAGACAUACUUAAACACGCACGAAGACGAUUCAUCUCACAUUUUUAAAAAGUUUUCAAACGUCAUUGAAUGAAUUCAAUAAUUAGUAGAUGCGAUAAUGAAUUUUUUAAAACUCUUCAACUCUAAUUUUCUAGAUGACCAAACAUGUAAAUUCUAGGUUUAGGGUCGUCUCUCAUAAAAUUUAUUACCCUUGACAUGUUCUCUUCAAGAGUUGCAUUGUUACACGAACAGCAUUAUAGGUUUUCACACUACCUGGAAAAUGUGUAUAUGUCACCUAGUUAUAUGGCACAACUGGUAACACCACAAUCCCAUUUUUCUUCUUGGUUUUACUCUAUUCUUGUAGUGGAAUUUGAUACAACUGUGGGGCAUCAUGUGACGUUUGAGUAUCCUAAGGGACUGGUGACGGCAGAUGAACAAAAACGGUUUCUUCAUUUGUGUCUUCCGGAUUCUCGUUCAAUGAACCGUUCUGAUAUUUUUAGCUCAAGAAAUUUCACUUCAAAGAAGAAAAGCGGCUGGCUUGGUUUUCGCUUUAAAAAGGCACCCAAUAUUGGUUUCAAAAAUACGUCGUCAAGUUCGUCUUCUUUUGUUCACGGAGCAUCUUUCUUCCAAACAGAGAAAAAUUCGUCUUAUGAUCGCGGGGCUCGUCAAAAGUGUGUGGUUCUUCUUUCAUUUCUUCCUAUCAAAUUUUUCUAUCCACUACUGUUACCCGUUGUUUUAUACGUGGGCUAUUUUUAUCUCCUUUUAGGGAAAAAAAUCAUUUUAGAAGCAUGUACUUACAUAGAAGCGACUUGGCCAAAAUGUCCUUCAUGGAAUGAAAGAUCAGUCACUCUAGUCUUGAGAACAAGUCGAACAAAACCUAUUGUCUUGUUCUGCGCCACGCACCGUUCAGAUGGAGGUACUUCCUCUUGGAGUUUUAUGGGAGUCGACUCUAGAGAAACAUUUGGCCACUUGAGGCGCAUCAAGCAUACACAACAGAAGCAUUUGAGCAUUUCAUUAAAAAGUUUUUUUAUAAAAUUAGGGCCAUUGAAAUUCACACCGAAAUCUAUUUUGUACUUUUGGAAUCUUAUGCAAAAAACUCCUUGGUGCCAUACUGCCUUUCUCGGUUCUUACCACAAAAUAUUUUUCAGUGGUUUAAAAAAAAAAAAAAAACUACUACGCGGUACAAUAAAUAACGCAGAAGCUGAGUACCUUCCAAUUUACAAUUCUUUUUCUAAAAAAGCUAAACACGUUUCAAAAUUACGUUUGUUACUCAAAAGUUCUUCUGGUGGGGAAAUUUAUAAAAGGAAUAACAAAUCUUUUGUUACCUUGAGCAAAAAACAAAACAUAGUUGUUUCUUAUCCCGUAAUGUUUAAGAAUAAUAUUGGUAAAUGUUGUUUCAUGAACACGCUUAUACAUUAUCCCAUAAAAUGCUUUUUUGAAACUUUUUCUUGGCCUUCUACAAGUUUGGUAUUAUCACUCGAAAAUCUUUCGCAUAGUAUUUGGGACUUAUGGGAAAUCGCGCUAACAGAGUCCCCAUUUCUUGUUAUUUCCGCUAAUCCCAUGACCUCGUGUUCUAUUGUUCUUAAUUUAAUUCGCCUGAUUUCCCCUCUUGAAUAUGUCGCUGAUGUCAGGCCACAUAUCAACUCUUAUGAUGAAGAUUUAGAGUAUUAUCAAGAAACGCUGGGGAAAAAAAGAAACCCCGGGAGUGAAACUCCAGGAGUUCUUUUGGGUUCAACGGAUCCUUCUUUAUUACAACGAUUGUUAUGGUGCCCCAAUAUUAUGGUUGCUAACGUUCAAAAGGAUUUAUGCUCUUCACUUGGUUUCAAAAAUCGUGAAUUAUUUUCUGUGAUGCAUAACUCCCAUCUGAAAUCUCAUGUCAUUAAUGAAAAACUUAUAAAAAAUAUAAGUUUUCUUAAAAAAAAUAACCUAAGUUCUCUUCUCCAUUCGUUUAAAAAAAAAGUGAGUAAACCUAUCAUAAAUACGAAUCCAGAAAAUAUGUCAACAAACUUGCUUCAACCCUCCUCUGAGUUUCAUUUUUUCAAAUUUUCCAAGCACACAUUAAAUAAAGAUUCUAUACUGGAUAAAAAAAUCAGUGCCUUUCUUUGUAAAACAUUUCCUGAAAACUUAUCGCAUUUAAAAGAAAGUAUUGAUAAAAUCAAAACGGUUGAAGAAGCUUUUGCCCUGGACGUGCAAAUUUUUUCUCACUUUGAGCAUCUUACACAAACUUUAUUGUAUGCUUUUCGUGAGUUUAUACAGCCAGACCUUAAGAUUCUAAUGUUGAAUCCAUUGAUCAAAACUCCAAAACCCAAACCUUUCACUCCUUCAAUGUUCCUAAAGAAUCUUGAAAAAGUUAAUCCAGCUUUACAAGGUUUAUAUUUAGCGUUUGGCCGGAGCGCAACGGAUCUCUUGUAUAGCCGCUUCAUUAAAACUCAAACGUUUCGACGCUGGCUUUCCACCCAAAUUAUGCGAGAAGAACAAAGGACGCCAUUACUACAGUUAAAGUAUUGUGCAGCGGUUAAAUUGUCUUCUCUCAAACCCAAACUUACUGUAAGCAUUGCUACUGAAGGAUGUUCGACUCUCAAACAUCUUUUGGACGAGUGCAAGCUUACUGCACCACGACAUCAAUUAAAAAGCGCUAAGGCUCUACUUUCAUAUUUAAAUCAAUACAUUCAAGCUUCAUUCACGACAUCCUUACACGUUAUACGGGUGUUGCUACCUAAAAGAGAUAUACUCGUUUCCCCCAAGCAACUUUCUGUAUCGCAUGUAGACUGCAGCCAACUGUUGCAUGAAGACCAAACUUCAGUACCCUUUCAAAGACUGGCACUACUACAAGGAAAAAAACCUCAUAACGCCGCAUCACCUUGCGAUUCUGACAGUGUUUAUUGUUCUGAAUCAAGUGCAAGUUGUACCGAUACGACGUUUUUUACAGCCAAUGAUUCGUCGUAA
This is a messenger RNA of Hylaeus volcanicus, 3131 nucleotides long. RefSeq lists its product as uncharacterized. The transcript is spliced from 7 exons. The coding region runs from base 402 to 3131 and encodes 909 amino acids. Gene Ontology annotation, molecular function: guanyl-nucleotide exchange factor activity. NCBI's taxonomy places the organism in Eukaryota, Metazoa, Arthropoda, Insecta, Hymenoptera, Colletidae. The record is from RefSeq and is a predicted model, not a curated record. Gene Ontology annotation, cellular component: recycling endosome.